Spodoptera litura is the source of this 1105-nucleotide messenger RNA. Its product is annotated as rutC family protein UK114-like. Gene Ontology annotation, cellular component: cytosol; mitochondrion. The record is from RefSeq and is a predicted model, not a curated record. Gene Ontology annotation, molecular function: deaminase activity. Lineage: Eukaryota; Metazoa; Arthropoda; Insecta; Lepidoptera; Noctuidae.
UCUCGCAGCUGUUAGAGACAAUAAAGAUAAAAACUUAUACUUUUCCUAUAGCCCUCUACUACCAAUCUAUGCUAGGAUUACUUGACGUUGUCAUCCUUUACUUAUUUGACAUAAUUUGUUAAAAACAUUAAAUUCAAAAUGAUACUUGUAUAAUUUAUCGUGUUAUCACCAAACAAACCGCUUAUCAGUUGUAACAUAUCGAGUAAUGAACUAUUGACCCUGCGCGUACCUACUUGGUUUAUUCACGAUGAGUGCAAACGCAGAGAAAACGGUUGAAACCGUUGAAACUAAACCCAAGACGGACGCUUCCGAUGUUCCGAAGAUGAAUUCGUCAAAUACAAACGUGCACAAAGUUACCAAGACAAUUAUUACGUCGCCAGAUAUUUAUAAGCCUGUAGGGCCGUACAGCCAGGCAAUAUUAGCGGAUAAAACUCUUUAUGUAUCUGGGGUGCUUGGAAUGGACACGACGGCCACAUUAGUGAGUGGUGGUGCUGAGGCACAGGCGCGACAGGCUCUCGAGAACCUAAGGCACGUGCUGGAAGCAGGUGGUGCUUCUCUAGAGUCCGUAGUGAAAACCAACAUCUAUUUAGGGCGCAUGGAAGACUUCCAAGCUAUCAAUCAAGUUUAUGGAGAAUUUUUUCCAAAAGAUUACCCGGCACGCGCUACAUUCCAAGUGGGUAAGCUUCCACUGGACGCGGCAGUGGAGAUAGAAGCAAUUGCACUGAGCGGAGACCUGGUCGUCGCGGAGGCGGGACCCUGCCCUUGCGCACGUACUUAGUGUGGACAUUACUUGAGCGUCUUGCAACUAGGUACCAAAUAUUUGAAUAUUGAUUCAUACUAUACCAUGAUUGAUGUUUGAACUGACUGAUCAUGAAUGUUGCGAAACGCUAUUAGAUUCUGAAUCCGGUAGUAUUUACCACUGUUCAUUGUUUUGAUUAAAACCCAAAAAUAUCGAUGUACGAUUGUUUUAUAAUGUUAUACAAUACCUUUUAUAAUUACCUAUUUUUAAACCUUGUUAACGAGUUCUUUUAUACUGUUGUGUAAUAAUGAAUAUAUUUUUGGAUUAUAUUUAAAUUGUUCGUAUUAAAUGACUUAAAUAAACAUA